GUUCAGGGACUUCUCAGAGGUCAGACAUAAUAUUGUCGGAACUGUAAACCAAUGAAAUACAGUGGGAUGAUUUCAGGCAGAAGAGUGAACCAAUCAUGAAAGUGACUGAGCCAGGACAGGACACGUGCGACACAGAUUACCGUCCCCGGCUUUUCCAGAGUUCCAGCCACGCUCGCUAAACCUAGACUAAUGUGCUGCCGGAAUGUUGUUACCGGCAACAAUCCUGAUCAGGUUAUGGCUAAGUGUCGUGCGUGCGUGCGUGCGCGUGUGUCAGGUGACUGUAUCAGACCCAAACAGGGCUGCACGGUGGCAUUGUCUCCAUGGCCUCCUGUCGGAAGGCCAAAGAAGGAGCCGAGGAAAUUCCGCCCCGCCAGUGAAAGCGACGUAGCCGAGGCACCCCCUAGGUCAAAGCGAAGGACUAUCACGCCAACUGAGGGAGGGGUCACUGUGCAGUCGCUGCCACCCGAGCUGCUGGAGGAGAUUCUGUCCCGGGUGUCAGUCCGUGAUGUCAUCGCCUUCGGAGCAACUUGCAGCACUUUCUACCAGCUGAGCCUGAGCCCCUCCCUUUGGAGGCGGCUCUGCCAUCACCAGGCAGCCAGUGGGCAGCUCGCCGCCCCUCCCUCCACUGACUGGCGAAGGACGGCCAUCUUGAAAUACUCCCAGGGCCUCCAGAUGCAUUGCCUGACAGGUGCCGGUUCCUGGACCUCCCCAUGGCGCAGCUACCGUGCUGCCACUGCUUCUCUGGCCGUGGUCCCGCCCUCGGCUCUGGGCUACAUACGACUGGCGCUCACGCGUGACCACGUCCUGGUGUUUGACUCACGGGGUACCAUCUUCCUGCUCCGCAACACCUUGGCGCUGUCGUCCCACAGCCCCUUGGUCUGGAGGAGGGCCGCAGGCCACAGCGUGCUGUGCCAGAACGCCAAAGAUUUCGCCGUGGACCCCCGUAGUAACACGUCCUUCAGCCAGUUCAUCUACGUCCUCAUUGGCCGUGGCCACGCCGGCUCGGAGCCCUCUCCCAGCAUGCUGCAGUGUGACUGCGUGGAGGUGUACCAGCAGGACACCGGCAACAGAGUGUUCCGGAUGACCUUUCACACCUCCAUGACCUUUGUCCAGCUUCGACUCACCGGCUCUGAGGUCAACCGGAUCCUACUGCUGCUCACCGAUACUGGGAAGGUGUAUAAGCUGUCCGUGAACGAGACCCAGUUGAACACAUCUCGUUCUUACACUGUGCAGCUAGUGCUGAAGAAGAUCAGCACGUUUCAGCCUCAUGUGCCCGUCGCACAGAUCCACACCAGCUUCAGCAGCAUUCUCUACCUCACAGGUGAAGGUUCAGCGUAUGUGGAGGCCCACUCCCGCGGGGUGUACCGUCACCUCUUCGGGACAAACCAGGACUACGACCCUCAAGACCCCCACGACGCCCAGACCCCUCUGCCACUCUUACUACCCUACAAGGUGGUGAAGUGCUCCCUGGGUCUUAGCCACCUGUGUCUUCUGGACGACUGUGGCCGGAUCUUCAUGCAGGGCAUCAACCGCUUCGGGCAGCUUGGCACCGGCGACAAGAUUGACCGCGGGGAACCCACCCAGGUGGUGCUGAACACUCUUCCGGUGGAGGUGUGGUGCGGACUGAACCACUCGCUUGCCCUGCUCCAGAAGGAGUCCGGGGAGAAGGAGGUGCAGGGUUGCGGCUGUGGUUUCGGGGGACGGCUGCCUGGCUGUCCCAAGGGAAGUGCGGUCUUUAUCAAGCUCAGGAUCAGCGUACCCCGCGCUGCCCGUUCUCUCUGCGCCUCCAAGGACUGCCUCUUCCUGCUGUGUUGCCACGACAUCGCUGAGCCUCCCCUGUUCCGCGGUCUGCCUCCUCUGAGGGAGGAUGAGGAGAGCGAAGUGGAGAGAGACGAGAGAAGGAGGCUGCUCUGGCAACUAGCCAAGCUGAGGGAGUGUGAGGGUCUAGGGCGAAAGGUGGGCCUCCUCCGCCAAGCCGUCCAGAAGAACAUGUCCAUCAGCCCCGCCCACCAGGACUUCCUGGUCCAGGCAUUGAACGCCAUCCAUCCUGUGUCCAAUGAACUCACUGACCAGUCGUAAAACACGACAACGUUUGAAGACAAUGCCACUUUUCGGUAGAUUUUUGUUUCAAAUGCUACACAAAAUAAUUGUGGUGGAAGACUGUUAUUUUGUUCAAUAAAAAAGGGUGCAUCAGUAGUCGUGCCACAUCUCUGACUAACUCCCUCCAGUAUCCCUGACCACCUUACAGCUUAGAAAUCAGUUUAUCUACCCACUAAAGUAAUUUCGAUAGAACAGCUUCUGUUGUGGGAGAUAAAACAAUGAAACCUCAUUCAUCUCCAUGAAGGGAAGCGAGCUUGGCUGAUGGAGUUAGUGUCCGGCUACCGUGAUCGGAUGAUUGAGUUUUCUGAGGCUAUGGCACAAUGGCACCGCUGUUUCCAGACCACCCGUAGCGGGCGCAAAGAGGCCAACGGUAAUUUCUGGGGAUACGGAUUUCCCCGGUACCCAAUGGACCGCUCGCCGUUCUGGAUUCUGCACCUGCUGGAUUGCACACCGCCGCCCCCUGCCGCUAUUCCACGGCUAAAGCAGGCCGGAGUGGAACCAUCAGACCUCAUAAGAGGUGAAGGGGAGGGAGUCCUGAUGGUGACUGAUGCUUCGGGUCUGCUGCUAGGCUUUGAUUCGCUGGCCGGUGGCUGGGCGGGGUCUCUGGGCGGGA
Messenger RNA from Esox lucius (northern pike), 2713 nucleotides. RefSeq names its product F-box only protein 24. The coding region runs from base 190 to 2079 and encodes 629 amino acids. NCBI's taxonomy places the organism in Eukaryota, Metazoa, Chordata, Actinopteri, Esociformes, Esocidae. The record is from RefSeq and is a predicted model, not a curated record. The transcript is spliced from 14 exons. Gene Ontology annotation, molecular function: protein binding.